CGGAAAUGAUGUGGAACUGUAAAUUUAAUGAGGUGAGUAAGGUCGCUCCGCACUGGAAAUGGCUAUAAAAACAUCUCUUUCUGACAAGUUUACUUGAACAUCCACACUGUGAACUCUUCCCCUCACUCUGUUUAUACCUCUCUAGCUCCCAUGGCUUCUUCUGUGUUCUUGGGACUAUGGGUUUCUCUUCUAAUUCUUGGUUUUGCUUCUUCUGCUAAGUUCGACGAGCUUUUUCAGCCGAGUUGGGCUUUUGAUCACUUCAAUUACGAAGGAGAUGUCCUCGAUCUUAAACUUGACAAUUACUCUGGAGCUGGGUUUUCAUCUAAAUCCAAGUACAUGUUUGGCAAAGUGACCAUUCAAAUCAAGCUUGUAGCCGGAGACUCUGCAGGAACUGUCACAGCAUUUUAUAUGUCAUCGGACGGUCCAAAUCACAAUGAGUUUGAUUUUGAGUUUCUGGGCAACACAAGUGGAGAGCCAUAUACUGUACAGACCAACAUUUAUGUGAAUGGUGUGGGAAAUAGAGAGCAAAGAUUGAAACUUUGGUUCGACCCAACUACAGAUUUUCAUUCCUACUCCAUUUUUUGGAAUCGCCGUCAAGUCAUAUUUCUUGUGGACGAAACCCCAGUUCGAGCCCACACGAAUAUGGAAGACAAGGGUGUGCCAUUUCCUCGAGACCAAUCCAUGGGAGUUUACAGCUCUAUUUGGAACGCAGAUGAUUGGGCCACACAGGGCGGCCGAGUUAAGACAGAUUGGUCCCACUCCCCCUUUAUUGCCUCUUAUAAGGGCUUCCAAAUCGACGCCUGCGAGUGCUCCUCCGCCACCGGAGCCACUGCCAACGCCACCUGUUGUAGCGGUAGCGGUAGCGGCGACAACGGCAAGAAGUUCUGGUGGGACGAGCCAGUGCUUUCAGAGUUGAAUGUACAUCAAAGCCAUCAGUUGCUCUGGGUUCGGGCCAACCAUAUGAUUUACGAUUACUGUACUGAUACUGCUAGAUUUGCAGUUACGCCUGUUGAAUGUAUUCACCACCGCCACUAGCGGCGGUGGCUAUAGAUCAGUGCUUUUGUUGGUCGUCGAUGGUGUCUCUUUUGUGUAAAAUAACAUUAAUUUUUUUAAAACUUCUUUUUCAUAUCUUGCUUUGGUUUAUUGUGUCAUAUGGCUAACAGAUUUUGUCCA
This is a messenger RNA of Cucurbita pepo subsp. pepo (vegetable marrow), 1173 nucleotides long. Its product is annotated as xyloglucan endotransglucosylase protein 6. Gene Ontology annotation, molecular function: xyloglucan:xyloglucosyl transferase activity; hydrolase activity, hydrolyzing O-glycosyl compounds. Lineage: Eukaryota; Viridiplantae; Streptophyta; Magnoliopsida; Cucurbitales; Cucurbitaceae. Gene Ontology annotation, cellular component: cell wall; apoplast. The record is from RefSeq and is a predicted model, not a curated record. Gene Ontology annotation, biological process: xyloglucan metabolic process; cell wall biogenesis.